AUGUCGAACCCCAUCACAACAAAGGUCAAUUCUGUGCCGAAGUCGGACAUCGAAAUCCUCAACCAAGAAAUAGACGAAAAUGAAGGCCAGUACCGCAUUCGGGCUGGCAAUCGUGUCCAUUAUGUUACGAUUCCUGGCUAUGCGAGCCCCAAUCGCAUUUUCGAUGAAGACACGCUCUGUAGACCAUAUCUUCUCGUGCCAAAACUUCCCCCAUUCCCGGAUGGAGACUGGACCAAGAUGAGACUUUCUCUCGGCCUGGACGGCAGCGUUCAGCCGGAUAUUUCUUUCGAACCGCUGGACGAAGUGGAAUUCACCUGGCAUCCACAACACAUCGAUGUACUUUCGUUAAAGCGCAUAAAGUAUCACAAGCAGCGCGUUAGAGAAGUUGAAUAUGAGGGCAAGCCUGCUAUAUCCAAAAUUGCCGUUCUGCAGUGGCUUGUUGCACAAGUUGAGCACGAGGCUAGGAUGUACGAAGCGCUGACUAGGUUGCAAUGCCCUGAUGAGGUUCGAGUAACCCCAGAAGUCUUGGGGCACCUCCUCGAGGGAGGAAGAAAUAUCGGGCUGCUUUUGGAAAAGAUAGAGGGCCAUCAUGCGACACUGGCGGAUCUGCCAAAAUGCGAGGCGGCUUUGCGCAAAUUGCACAAGCUAGGGUUUGUCCAUGGAGACGCCAAUCGCUAUAACUUGAUUAUCGAGAGAUCCACUGGGAACGUCAAAAUGAUCGAUUUUGAGCAUGCCGAGGAAUAUGAUGAGAAGAAGGCGAAGGCUGAAAUUGAGGAACUAGCAUCUGAGUUGACAGAUGAAUCAGGGCGAGGUGCGCCAGCUACUUUUAUGUAUCAUUAG
This is a messenger RNA of Fusarium musae, 840 nucleotides long. RefSeq lists its product as uncharacterized. Gene Ontology annotation, molecular function: ATP binding; protein kinase activity. The record is from RefSeq and is a predicted model, not a curated record. Gene Ontology annotation, biological process: protein phosphorylation. Lineage: Eukaryota; Fungi; Ascomycota; Sordariomycetes; Hypocreales; Nectriaceae. The transcript has a single exon. The coding region runs from base 1 to 840 and encodes 279 amino acids.